Messenger RNA from Procambarus clarkii (red swamp crayfish), 4980 nucleotides. NCBI's taxonomy places the organism in Eukaryota, Metazoa, Arthropoda, Malacostraca, Decapoda, Cambaridae. The record is from RefSeq and is a predicted model, not a curated record.
UAAUGAUAGAAGUGUCUGAGUCAUAUUUUGGUAUUCGACUGUAAUACCCCAUGGCAUUAUUUUAGGGACAUGAGAACACAGCCGCAUAUAUUAUAUUACAUGUGGUGAAACUUUAAACACAUAUUUGACGUAGGCAAAUGAAGUAAAAGCAGAAUAUAGAUAUAUGUACACAAGAGAAGUUUCCACACCCCGUCAUUCAUUCCGGUAUAGGAGGAACGAGGAACGGACCACAGAGAAAACAGCUGGCAAGAGGAGACUGACAGCAACAUUGUUUGAAGUUCUAUAAUUUUUUUUCACUUCGUUUUGUGUGCAUGACCAGAUGGACAACAUAGCUCGUGAUUUCCACAAAGAAGAAGGAAUUAUCACUGCAUGUGUAAUUUCAGUUUAAGGUGAACCCCAUCUAUGAGGCAUUUCCAGAGAAAUGGCUUACUUGCCACAAGUGAUAUUGUGGGAUGAUGAUAUGGCCUUUCAGAUGAUUCCCCCCAGGUUGUCGUCAUCUCCACCUCCUCUAGACUCACUCCCAACUGUGGCUUGCCCAGGAGAGGAGGAUUAUGAUGAUGAAUUUGGGAGCUUCUCGACUCAUAAUGCCUCCUUUGAUAUUACCGGCCUAUCUGAUAAGCUGCCUCCCACCCCAGACACCAGCCCUUCCAAAUUAGCACCAGCAGGACAUGGAACAGGACACAUUUUACCUUCAUUCUUAGAAGGAGUUAGGGAUGAUAAUAUCAGUCAAGAUUCAGGAGUGGGCAGUUCAAACCAUCCAAACGAAUUCUCUCCACAGCCUCAAGUGGAUGAUCACUCAUUUGGGGAUUUCUCAAAUUCUGUUACUGGUGUUUUUAAGGGUAAUGACGAAUCAAUAGAUACGGUGAAGAGUGAUGAUGGAGAUGACUUUACAAAUUUUCAGGCUUUCAACUCCAUUGCCAGUGAACCUCCAAGAAUUCAUGAACCAGAACACACAGGUCAAGGUCAUGGCAGCAGCUCUAGUCAAACAUACUCCACGGUGCAUGAGUACCCUGAAAGUGUUGGCAGGAGAUCAUCUAGGAACAGUUUUUCCAUGAUAGGUACUCCCCCACCUCUAGAUUAUGUGGCAAAUAGUGCGACUGUAGAAGAUGAAUUCUCCAGGUUUUCUUCAAUUCUUUCGGCUGAUAAUGUUUCAGCUGAUAAUGAUGAGUUUGGGAAUUUUACAUCUAAUAAGGUAUCAGAAAUUAUUAAUGGAGAAUUGUCAUCUACAGAAAAUGAAAGGUAUAAUAAAAGUUCACCAGUACCAUACAACAGAGAAAAUCUCACCUCAGAAGAUUUGGUAAAAAAUAGGGAAAGUUCCUCAUUAAGCAGGCAAGAAAAUGUGUCAACUGUUAGCAGUGUUAAUACCAUUAAUAUUACAAGUAAAGCUAAUAAUAUAGAUGAAAACAGAGGUUGUUCAGCAGAAGAUGAUUUACAUUCAGGUAGUUCUAGUAAGACACACUGUGUUAUCAAUGAAAGUGUGUCUACAUGUAUAAAAAUGUGUAAUGAAUAUAGUUCACAAGUUUCCAGAACUCAGGAUGAAAGGCUGAACGUGGGAAGUGAAGCUCUAAGUACUACUACUUUACAAACUGAAAAUACUAGUACAGUAAUUUUAAAUCAGAAAGAUGAAAUUGCCAGUGUUUGUUCCUCUGAUGUGUCUGAAAAAAUCAAGAGUGAGUUUAUGCAUGUUAAAAAUGCUGGAAAUGUGCAAGAAAAUCAAUAUAUAAAGGUAAUUGGCACUUUUGAAAGUGCUGAUACACAUUGGGAAAAUGAAUUGGAAGAAAAAUGUGAACUAAAGGUAAUAGGUUGUGAUCAUGGGACAGAUAAUGAAUGUAUUAACUGUACACACUUAAGUGGAGAAAAAAAUAAUGCAGAAAAUUAUUCCGGUUCUAAGUCUUACAUAAGUGCCUGUAAUUCUGGUGAUAAUUUUAGUAGUGAAGUGAGAACAGAAAAUAGAACGACAAAAGAAGAAAAUGGUGAGAUCCAGUGCAAUAAAUCAUACAGAAUGAAAAGUAAUGAUAUUGCAGUGUUAGAGGAACAUUGUUCAGAUGAUUUUGGAGAUUUUAAUAUGGUCGAUAGUCAAAGUGAAUCAGACUUUGGAGACUUCAGUAAAGCGAAUGAUGAUGAUGACCUUGAUUUUGCUGAUCUAAGGGCGCAGGUUGAGAGUGGCACAUUUGGAACGGGGGAAAUGGUUCAACCAGCUCCUGAAGAUGUUGGCACAUUUUGUGAUAUUAAUACAAAGAGUGUAAAUGUAGAAGAUGAAUUUGGAGAUUUUAAUGCUUCUACAGCAAUUAUUGACAGUGAAUUUGGUGACUUCGAUAGUGCAGAUAUUGGUGAUGAGUUUGGUGAUUUUGCUGUGCAUGAAACCCAGAGUGCUUCUGUAAAUUUGACAUGUGGACAAAAGUAUGGUCUAGAGGAUGAUUUUGGUGAUUUUAGUAGCCCUGAAGAUGCAAGAGACUUUGGUAAUUUUACUCGGGUUGGCGGAGAGAGAGAGCCAAGCAUGGGAGACUUCAGUACCUCGUGGAAGGAGAACUACUUUGGCACUUCAUGCAGCAGUAGUCCAGUUUUAAGAAAGCUGGAAAGUUUAGUUUUAAAAUGGAUCCCAAAGGGCAAAACAGCAUUCAGCUUGCAGGAAGAGCAGCCAGUGCCAACGCUUCACCAGGCUGUUGAGAGUGACGCAUUUGUGUGGCGGCAACUUGAGAAUCUGGAGGCUAGUGCGGCUCUCACACUAACUUGGGGCAACACUCAAGCUCACAACUUCUUCCUGUCCUCAGUCAACGUUGACGCUCGCAACAUUGUGAGUAAGGAAGCACUGAUCACGCUUUUUGGCCAGAAAUGGAGUUCAUCUGUUCCUCUAUUUGCCCAAACACUCAGCUUCUCACCUUUGACUCCAGCAAAGUCAACAGAAGGCAGUGGAGGAGCUGCUGUUGCCCUCAGUGGAUGUAGUAACAGAGAGCCAACACCUACUAGUACUACUAUUACUGAUGUCAGCUCUCAGCAGCAGUUGAAAAAGGAAGAGCAGAUUCAAGUGCCAUCUACAAAAGAUGGCAGCUCAGAGGAACAGAUUCCCCCAGCAAAGUUUGACUGGACAUCCAGUGGUCUCACUAAUCCCUUGGAAGUUCCAGCUUAUAAUUCAUCAUUAUUUGGCUUGGACCUUCUCUUAACGAACACUAGUAUUGGUAAAGGAGCAACUAACGCGUUGCUCGCAAGUCUAGAGCGAGAAUUUCUGAGUGAAGGAGGGGAAAAAGGGUCUAAUAUCCGUAUCAAGAGUCCCCCAACACCAUCACCUUUAGUGCAGCAGAUUUUAGGAAGUGGACUGACAAAAGACUGUGUGACAAACACCCCGCUUCAAUCACUUGUCCCAGAGGUACGGCAAGUGGUAGAACACUUGCCCGACUUGGGCUUCAUGCGAAGUAAAGUUCUCAUGUUUCCAAUAAGAGGAGAGCAGUAAGAAGUGGCCUAAAAUGUUUAAAACAGUUGAGUUAAAAAGACUACAGCAGAUGUGAUGGGUCAUCAUUUUUAAUUUGUAUCAUAUUAGGUGUAACCGCAUUAAUGAAGCAAAAUUAUAUUUUUUUUAGUUUUGCUUUAUUAUAUUUAUAUUCAGAUGCAUACAUUAUAUACUGUACAUUUUUAGCAGCUGUGUUUUUACACUAGAUUCAUCAGCAUGUAUUUAAUAACAAAUAUACAGUAACUUGCAGCAUUGUUGACAAAUGCCUCCUGUAAUUAGUCUUUUAGCAACAUGUUAUUUAUUAGUGUUUGAAUUGUUAAAUUUAACAGGAAAGAUACAAGAUUUUUUUCAUUUGAUAUUUUAAAGUUGGUAAUUUUGUACAUGUUAAUACAGAUAUUUCAAAUAGAUUUUACUUUUUAAAGAGCAUUAAGUCUACAAGCUGAGAUACCUUUCAACAUUAGGGUGGUGACCAUAUAAAACAUUUCAUAUUUUAGGUUUAAGUGUCACCUAUAUAAAGUUCAGCAAAUUAUAUUUGUUAUUGGGACUAGUCAAUUGAGGUAUGAAUUGGUUAGGUUGUGUAUGCUUUCAGAGCCAUAAGAGUGCAAUUUCCCAAUUGUGUUCAAUAAUCAAUAUCUUUAAACUAAAAUAAAAUUGAUUGGCUAACUUUCAAGUGAAAGAUACUGUAUUUGGUUUUAUUAUAAAUCUUAGUCUUCUGCUUAAAUUUCUAUUUAAAUAUAUCCUGCUGAACAGAUAAUAAGUUAAGCCUUUGCCCCUAAAGCUUUAUAUACAGAAUCAUUAUUUGUGCAUUCAUUACUGUAUUUUGUUAAGUUCCCAAAUAAUUUAUUUACAUAAAUGAAAUGUAAUAUAUUUAUAAAAAGUUAGUUAUCAAAUACACAGUAAAAGAGUAACAAAUUUCCCUGUGCAUUUGUCACUUAUAAAUUUUUGUAAAUUUCCUCACACCAACAUGGAAAAACUUGAAAACGAAUUGUUCAGUUCAUUAUAAGGGAUGGACUGCAACAUGUAGUCAGGUGUAUGUAUAUACAGUAAGUCAAUCAAUAUUUUCAAGACACCAUAUAUAUAUAUACAUACAUAUACAGUAUAUAUUAUUUAGUAAUUACAUUUUUGUAAAGUAUAUCAAUUUCCAUUUACAUGGAUCAUCAGAUUCUAACUUGCACCUGAAACAUAAGAGACCAUUUUAAAGUAGAGUACUUUUAAAGUACAGUACAAUAUUUAAAUUUUUCAUGCAGCCCUUGCAUGGAAGGUCUACUGUAGGGUGCAAAGAGCCACUUUUUGUCUCAUAAAUUUCCUUUCUUUAGCUAUAAUCAUACCUCUUCAUUUCACGUGCAGUAUAACUAAUUUCCUAUGUUUUUCUUUCUUUCUGCUUUUUCCAUUUGUUUAUGCUUGAGGUAAUCUUCAUUACUUCUAUAUACAGUAUUGUUGUGUCUCUGAGCCAGUGUAUAAUUGCUUCUCACGUAUAAAGGUGUGAUAGUCAUGUCAGUGUGCUAACUCCUAAUAAACAUUUCAAGGGCUUCUGA